Molecule: messenger RNA, 957 nt
Organism: Suillus fuscotomentosus
Lineage: Eukaryota; Fungi; Basidiomycota; Agaricomycetes; Boletales; Suillaceae
Exons: 7
Coding region: 1-957 (318 amino acids)
Source: RefSeq, a predicted model, not a curated record
AUGGACAAAAUGAAAGCAUGGGAGAGUGAUGGAGCAUCGGGGAUUUUUCAAGAUGAGCUGGGCAACAUGCUGGUUGCAUACUUCACAAGACGAGCACACGGCAAUGUCGAGAUCAUUGAAGGGAUAUACACGGUACAUUCCAGGACCGCAGACCCCAUCAACAAUGGGAUGAUCUUCAGCAUGUCUGAACAAUGCCUAGAGAGAGGGAAAAAAUUGUAUUUUGAUGGAAUCAAAAGGCAAACACUCGAAAAGGUGAUUGUAUCUACUCAGCUCCUUGUCCAUCACCUUGGCGUCCAACAUGCUAUUUGUGACAGUCACCACAAUGGGGGUGACAUCUUAAUGAAGUAUGCCAAAGACAGUGUUUCCUCUGGUGAAACCUUUUUUGUAUGGCAGGAGGUAGAUUAUGUUUAUGAAGACGAUUCAUUUGCAUUGGAGAGCACUGGUGUGCUACACCUCAUGCAUGGGUGGGCAGAGCAAGGUCAUGCUGCAGGGAUGCACGGGAUUCAUCUGUCAAAAAACAUGGUAUCUGGACUGCGUGGUAUCCCCCAUAUUUAUGUGUACUACAAGGCGACUGAGACAUUGGUGCUACAGUUGUCUGCCAUGUUUUGUGUGAACUUUCCAGAAUUUUACAAGAAAUACCAGAAGGCUUUCAAGGCAGGCAAAUGGAUAGUAGUUGACCCUGGCCCCUUCCUAGGUAGGGUAAUAGUAUGGAAGCUAGCAGUACUUCCAUAUCAGGAUGUAUUGGAUGCAGGCCCUGCUGUGAUAUUCCCAAUGGGCCGCUUCAAGGGUGGAGAGUACCGGCCUGGCGAGGUUAUCAUUCUAAUGGCCAGUGUGCUAUAUCACGGCAUAGGAGAUUGGACCCCUGAGCCUGGAGUGUCAGGAGAUGGCAUUACACCAGGGUGGAUAGAUAAACCUAUUGGCUGGUCUCUUAAGGAGGCGGGGGACUAUAAAUCUUGA